UUUCAAACAAGCGGUGAAUUCAAUAAGAUGGCUGACAGCUAUAUUUGAAUUUUUAUCGCCAAAACAAUGAAACAAAAAGAGUCAGCUGGAGGUGGUGAUAGUGCCACAAGCAUUGAAAUGGCAACUCCUGCAGGAAAAGGUGCGGAUGCUGUAACAGAUGCUGACACUACAGCAGGAGGAAAGGGAAAGAAACUUGGCAUCAAGAGGAUUAAAAAGAAGCCAGACAUGAAUAUUUCAAAAGGAAAACUUAAAUCGGUCACAACACCAAAAAAUUUCAGCUUUAUGAACAUGUCAGUGCAGAAACAAACUUUACGGGCCAACAAUCGUGCCCUGGCACAGAAUUUAGCGAAAGCUCGGCAAGAAAUCCGGCAUCUAAACACGGAAAUGCAGACACUGCGUUCCCAGAACCAGGAGCAGUAUGUUGAGUUAAAUCGACUGAAACGUGUUGUGGGUUUGAAAGAUGAGCAGAUACAGAUGGAGGUUCAGCAGAGGAUCCAGGAUGAAAUGCAAGGAAUGCGCAGUCUGCUGGAAGAACUGACACAGUCCAUGAUGCAGUCAAGCACCUUUAUCACCAAGAUGAAUGACAAAUGUCUUGUGUACUGUUCUAGACGCAGCACUGAUAGCUGCAGAUCUGCUUCUCUCGGUAACAGUCAAGGCAACCAGUCAUUGAAUAGAUCAAAUACAAGGCCUGCAUUCAGAGAAAUGGUACAUAAAGACGAUUUAAUGGCCAAGUAUUUAUCAAAGGCGGAUGAAUAUACAGCUCCCCCUGGUGGCAGAGUUUUCAGUAACAACAAUGCUGCUGACAUGAGUAUCAUAGCAGAACAGUCAAUGAUUGAUAACGAUGAAGAAAUGUACAUGGCCAAGCCUCUUGUAUCAGUGGAUGAUACAAUCAUUGAAAUAAGUCCCGUUGAAACAGCACCUGCAAAACCAUUGUCUAAACUUCCCCAGCGCGUUCUAAAAUACACAGAUUCAACAACAUUAAACACAAACACAACUUCAUCUUCAGAGGCUUCGAGCACCUGCUCAGAUUUGGAAAGUAUAAGUCAUGUGCCAAAAACUGAAAAAGCAGGGAAGGGAUCCACAGCAAAAGAGUCUGCUGUGAAAGAAAAAGAGAAAAGCAGGUCUAAAAAUAGCAGGAGUAAGGUGGAAAAGUCUGGAAAAGAGAAAGACAUCGGUAAAGAAGGUGAUGUAAGCUCUAAGGAUUCAAAAUCAAAAGAAAGUAAUGAUGAUACAAACAAAGUUAUUCAGAUUAAUAAAAACAGAGCUGAUGAAGGUAAUGUAAUUGAAAGUAAAGACAAUAGCAUUGAUGCUGAUGUAAGUGCCUUUGGGUUUGGAGGAAGUUUUGCAGCAGAUUUGGUCUCGGGAUCUCCUAUCACUGCUGAGAAAAGGAGAGAAACUUUUAUAAUGUCAAAACAGACUGAUAGUUUAUCCGCUAAAACAAAAGAAAAGGAAAAAAGAAGAGAAACAUAUGUAAAAUCAAAAGAACCAGAUAACAGUGAAAUCAGGGUAUCUGAAAAGGAUGAAACUGCAAAGAGCAAAAGAGAAACAUUUGUUUUGCCGAAAGCUCCACUUGAAGCAGAUGUGAAAGGAAAUAAAAACAGGGUGAAGACAGGUAAUGUUAAAAAUGAUAAUAAGGGCAAGAAUAAACUAACAAAAGAGAAGUCUGAUGAUAAAUUAAAGUCAACAAUGAAACGUAGAGACACUUAUGCUACUGAAAAUCCAUUUAUUCCAAAAAAGACAAAUAUAUCGAGAAGUCCAGUUAAACCAUUGGAUAAGAAGAAAAUGAGGACUGAUGCUGUUGAAAAUCCUGCAGUUGAACCAUUGAAUGAAGAGGUGUAUAAUACCAUUGAAAAUCCCUUCAAGCCAACGAAAACCUUGCUUAGGAGCCCUGUUCAUGUAACUGUACAAAAUGCAAGCCCAGAAAAGAAGAUUGACAGUUUGGCUUUUCUUGCAAAAUUCCGAGAGAGCCUUGAUAGUAAACCAGUGGAAAGUUCACCUUUGCCUGAUCCAGUAUUUCCUGAUGAACCAACAACUUAUUUCAACUCAGAAAUGGAAUUCACUUCAGUAAUUGAUAGUACAAGAUUACUUAAAACACUAAGUAGGUCAGAAAAGAAUAGUCCUGUUGUUCCACAGGUAACUGAGACAAAACCUGAUGAUGCUGUGCAUUUAUUGGGAGAUGAACAUUCAAACAGUGAAAGCCAACCAAAAUCUUCAGGAAAAUUGGACUCUCAAAUGCAGCCAGAGUCAAAUGACACUGCUGCAGUUGAAGUAAGGACCAAAAAACCUGGAGUUUUUACAUUUAGUAUAGGACGCAAGGAAGCAGAUGGUACCAGAAAAGCCGUUCCAGAAAAAGUCAGCAAAGCCAGGUCCAAGAAGAAGAAACCAGUAACACCAGAGAAGGAAGAACGGAGGACCGGAUCUGAUCGAGAUAUGUUUAACUUUGGGGAUCGUACACCAACUAUGCCACUUGAUAAACUUGCAAAAGCUAGGAAUGUUUAUGAUUUGUCAAUGAAUGAAAGUGUUGCAGCUGCUCCUGUGAGCCUAAAUAACUUCAAAGAGAAAGAGCAGAAGAAUGUGACAGAAACCAAACCAGAUGAUCAAAAUAUUUAUUAUAUGCCUCUCAAAGGAGGCAGUCCUGAUGAUAAACCAGUCUCAAAGCGUGCUAGGUCACAGUCAAGGUCACGUUCAAAGUCUCGGAAAAAAGAUGAUGAUGAUGAUGAAGACUGGGUGCCAGGAGGGACAUCACAUACACGAUCAAAGUCACAAGUUAGAAAUACAAAAGAUGAAGAAACUUCAAGAAGGCGUGGGCGUUCACAGUCUCGUAGGAGAGUUGUUAAUGAUAGUGAAACAGAUGAAAAUGAGGUGGAAAUGUCCAGGGAGAGAUCAAAGUCAAAAAGUCGUAACACAGAAAAAGAAGAAACAGCAGAGAGGCAAGGUAGAUCUAGAUCACGUCAGAGAGUUUCAAAAGGUGAAAGUAGCAAGGAUGAUACAGAGGAAGACAAAGAAGAAUUAACAAGUAGACGCUGUAGAUCUAGAUCUCGCCGGAGAAUUUCAGAAGGUGAAAAUAUCAAAGAUAAUGCAGAGGAAGAAAAAUUAACAAGUAGACGGAGUAGGUCUAGAUCCCGUCGGAGAGUUUCAGAAGAUAAAAAUAGUAAAGAUAAUUCUGAGGAAGGUAAAGAAGAAUUUCCAAGUAGACGGGGCAGAUCAAGAUCACGUGGAAUAGUUUUAAAAGAUGAAAAUAGGAAGGAUGAUACAGUUGUAGAUAAAGAAGAAUUACCAAGUAGACGCUGCAGAUCUAGAUCACGUCGAAGGGCUUUAAAUGAUGAAGAUGGCAAUACUGAUAAAGUGGAAGAUAAAGUAGAAGGGAAAUUGAAAGCUGAGUCAAAACAUAUUACAGGAGAUGAUAAUGAUACUUCUGGUAACAGAAGUGGUAGAUCAAAAACAAGAGGACUUGAAUCUGAUAAUAAAAAGGAUAGAAUGGGGAGAUCCCGGUCCAGAGUUAGGCCUAAAACUGAUGAUGCGGAGUCCAAUAGUGAUGUGGUUAGAAGUAAAACAAUGUCGAAAAAUUCUGAAUUACAUUUAGAUGAAAUCAAUCUGGCACCUCGUAGAUCUGCAAGGUCUAAGUCACAAAUCAGAAAACCACUUGUUGAAGACAGUGAUGAUGAUAACGAUAUUGAUGAUAGUCCUCAGCUACAGAGAAAAUCGAGAUCUAGAAAAAAAACAUUUGAAAUCAAAGUUUUUGACACAGACACUGAGGUUGAGAAAGAAAGGGACGAAGUGCUUGAUAAACAAUAUCCACACCAGGAAUCAGUUCUGGUUGUUCAAGAUUCAGAUGAAAGUGAGACGCAAGAAGAUACGAAAGAUAAUGAAAAAUCCAGAAAAGCUUCUAAUUAUAAAAACAGUAACAUGGUAUCAGAACUUGAAAUCAUUGACAUUGCAGAAGGCGAAUCAGACUCUGAAAAAGUGCAAAAGCUUGAAAAGACACAACAGAAGUCGCGUCGACGUGCUAAGUCCACUAAAUAUGAUGACAGUGAUUUUGAGGAAAUUGUUGAAAAUGACAAAAUUAAAAGUAAAUCAAAAAAUUCAGAAAAUAGUAAGGGUGAACGCAAUAACAUAGAUGAUGAUAUAGGAAGGAAUUUUGAAUUUAUCAACAAGAGGCGAGGGAAAUCUCUUAGGAUACCAGAUGAUAACUCUGAUGAUAUUGAAAUAAAAAAGUCUGAUACUGUUGAUACAAAGAAAGAGUCAGUAACAUCAAACAGGGAUGAUAUAGAUAUAGAUGGAAAAUACCCAGAAUCUCCAAAACCUAACAGGAGGGAAGCAAAAUCUACAAAGAAGUCGACUAAGAAAAGAAAAGUAGAGGAUUCAACAUCUGGAAAAUCUGGAUUAAACAUUGCGGAGAAAUUAGACAAGGAUGAAGCAAUAAAGUCAAGCCACCACUAUUACAGUGUUACACCAGCUAUGGUACCAGAAACAAGUAAAAAGAGCGCCAAAACCUCACGGACAGCGAAGAGCACAAAGAAGGCUAAAGUAGAACGCCACCCAGAUCAGACCCCAGUCAAUAAAGAGGAAAAGAUAAAUAGCCAGAUAUCAGAUAAGACAAGCACGUUGGCCCUGUUGAAGAAAAGACUGACAAUGGUUGGUAUGAAGCAUACUGUUGAGGAAGAUGUGAAAAGUGGGGAUCAUCCGUCCAGAAAGAGAUCUCAGCCUGAAGUAGAUGAGCCACAGAAUGACGGAUGUGAUACCCCUGGGAAGCGCUCGAGGCGGAACAAAAAUCCUGUCAGCUAUGUUCCUAAACCGCUCAAUGUGAAACUGAGACGAGGAGAUGAGAUGUUCCAGGAUUCCAUGUCUAAAGUGAAGGCAGAGCAGAGCAGACUUCUGAUUGCAAAGAAAACAAGUGUCCCAAAAAUAAGCCGUGAAGACAAGGAAAAUAUAAUGCAGACAUAAUUGUCGGCUGACUGAAAGUUGCCUGAGGAAACUUCUUGGAACCAGAAUAUGCUUAAUUACUAUAAACCAGCAGAGUCUUGUCAUUUGAGAUAAGGGAAUGUGUCUAGGCAUUUGUGUUGUUGACCAUUUGGGACAAUUUGAUGAAAGUAUGAACACUUGUGUUGAAAGUCUGGUUAGGAUGGUGGAAAGGCAUAAUGAUGUCUUUCUGUUUUAUAAAUUUUAAAAAUGCAGUGUGGAAGGGGUUUUUCUGACUUGAGGAGAGGACAGGUUUUAACCUUAAUGGUGAAAGAGUUGUUUCUAGGACAGCUGUAUUGGUCACAACCUAGAGUAAAGUCUGUAAUUUAACCUUGACCCUCCAAAUUACUGACAGAUAUUUUUUUUUGUAAACCAACGCAAGAUUACCUUCUUGUAUGUCUUCUUUUAAUUUUAAUUAAAAAAUUAGAAAUAACCUUAAAUUUUAUAUUCAGUUAGCUACACAAAUGUUGCAAACCUUGUUUGCAUGAUUUAUGAUUAAAUAUAGAUUUGCUGUAGUGCUUUUUACUGUUUGUUAAUAUUUUUUUUAUAUAAUCAGCCUGUCAGAAAAGUGUUUCAAUGCUUUGAAUAUAUUUAGGAAAGUCAUACUUUGAAAAGGGAGGUAAUUAGAUCAUAAUUAGGUGAGUUAAUAGGUCAAGAACCACAACUCUGGCUUGCAGAUUGCUUAUAUGUAAGCACUUCCUGAGAGGUCUCUGCACUGUAGGCAGUUUACAAUAGAAAACAAUGUCUGUUAAUUUGGCAAGAGGACUAGAUAUCUAUAAAAAUUAUGGUAUCAUCAUGUUAUGUCACAAAUACUUCAUAUUUUAAAGGCACAUCUGGCAGUUUAAUAUUGGUAAGAUACACAGAUCUGAUGGUUUGACUAUUAUUAAUUAGAUAUUUACAUUUUACAGUUUCUUUGUCCUUUAUUGUAUGUUUUUUUCAAAGCAGUUGAAAUGAUUAAAGGAAGUGAAGUUUAUAUUUCUAGUGGGUGGGGGAGGGGAGAAAUGCUGUGUAUUUAACCUGUUUUUAGCUCACCUGUCACAAAGUGACAAGGUGAGCUUUUGUGAUCGCGCGGUGUCCGUCGUCCAUGCGUGCGUCUGUAAACUUUUGCUUGUGACCACUCUAGAGGUCACAUUUUUCAUGGGAUCUUUAUGGAAGUUGGUCAGAAUGUUCACCUUGAUGAUAUCUAGGUCAAGUUCGAAACUGGGUCAUGUGCCAUCAAAAACUAGGUCAGUAGGUCUAAAAAUAGAAAAACCUUGUGACCUCUCUAGAGGCCAUAAUUUUCAAUGGAUCUUCAUGAAAAUUGGUCAGAAUGUUCAUCUUGAUGAUAUCUAGGUCAAGUUGGAAACUGGGUCACGUGUGGUCAAAAACUAGGUCAGUAGGUCUAAAAAUAGAAAACCUUGUGACCUCUCUAGAGGCCAUAUAUUUCACAAGAUCUUCAUGAAAGUUGGCCAGAACGUUCACCUUGAUGAUAUCUUGGUCAAGUUUGAAACUGGGUCACGUGCCAUCUAAAACUAGGUCAGUAGGUCAAAUAAUAGAAAAACCUUGUGACCUCUCUAAAGGCCAUAUUUUUCAUGGGAUCUGUAUGAAAGUUGGUCAGAAUGUUCACCUUGAUGAUAUCUAGGUCAAGUUCGAAACUGGGUCAUGUGCCAUCAAAAACUAGGUCAGUAGGUCUAAAAAUAGAAAAACCUUGUGACCUCUCUAGAGGCCAUAAUUUUCAAUGGAUCUUCAUGAAAAUUGGUCAGAAUGUUCAUCUUGAUGAUAUCUAGGUCAAGUUCGAAACUGGGUCACGUGCGGUCAAAAACUAGGUCAGAAGGUCUAAAAAUAGAAAAACCUUGUGGCCUCUCUAGAGGCCAUAUAUUUCACAAGAUCUUCAUGAAAGUUGGCCAGAACGUUCACCUUGAUGAUAUCUAGGUCAAGUUCGAAACUGGGUCACGUGCCGUCAAAAACUAGGUCAGUAGGUCAAAUAAUAGAAAAUCCUUGUGACCUCUCUAAAGGCCAUAUUUUUCAUGGGAUCUGUAUGAAAGUUGGUCUGAAUGUUCAUCUUGAUGAUAUCUAGGUCAAGUUCGAAACUGGAUCAUGUGCCAUCAAAAACUAGGUCAGUAGGUCUAAAAAUAGAAAAACCUUGUGACCUUUCUAGAGGCCAUAUAUUUCACAAGAUCUUCAUGAAAAUUGGUCAGAACGUUCACCUAAUGAUAUCUAGGUCAAGUUCGAAACUGGGUCACGUGCCGUCAAAAACUAGGUCAGUAGGUCAAAUAAUAGAAAAACCUUGUGACCUCUCUAAAGGCCAUAUUUUUCAUGGGAUCUGUAUGAAAAUUGGUCAGAAUGUUCAUCUUGAUGAUAUCUAGGUCAAGUUCGAAAAUGGGUCACGUGCGGUCAAAAACUAGGUCAGUAGGUCUAAAAAUAGAAAAACCUUAUGACCUCUCUAGAGGCCAUAUAUUUCAUGAAAUCUUCAUGAAAAUUUGUCAGAAUGUUCACCUUUAUGAUUUCUAAGUAAAGUUCGAAAGUGGGUCACGUGCCGUUAAAAACUAGGUCAGGAGGUCAAAUAAUAGAGAAACCUUGUGACCUCUCUAGAAGCCAUAUUUUCCAUGGAAUCUGUAUGAAAGUUGGUCUGAAUGUUCAUCUUGAUGAUAUCUAGGUCAAAUUUGAAACUGGGUCACGUGCCGUCAAAAACUAGGUCAGUAGGUCAAAUAAUAGAAAAACCUUGUGACCUCUCUAAAGGCCAUAUUUUUCAAUGGAUCUUCAUGAGUGUUGGUCUGAAUGUUCAUCUUGAUGAUAUCUAGGUCAAGUUUGAAACUGGGUCAACUGCGAUCAAAAACUAGGUCAGUAGGUCUUGAAAUAGAAAAACCUUGUGACCUCUCUAGAGGCCAUACCCUUGAAUGGAUCUUCAUGAAAAUUGGUCAGAAUGUUCACCUUGAUGAUAUCUAGGUCAAUUUUGAAACUGGGUCAUGUGCCUGAAAAAACUAGGUCAAUAGGUCAAAUAAUAGAAAAACCUUGUGACCUCUCUAAAGACCAUAUUUUUUAAAUGGAUCUUCAUGAAAAUUGGUCAGAAUUUUUAUCUUGAUAAUAUCUAGGUCAAGUUCAAAACUGGGUCACAUGAGCUCAAAAACUAGGUCACUAUGUCAAAUAAUAGAAAAAACGACAUCAUACUCAAAACUGGAUCAUGUGGGAAGAGGUGAGCGAUUCAGGACCAUCAUGGUCCUCUUGUUUUUUUUAACACAGAUACUUUUUGUCAGACUUGCUGCCAGGUUGAGAUGCAUUAACUUGUGGAGUUAAGCAUGCUGCACACUGAGUAUUUGUGUUUAACUUAAUGAAUUUAAAGCUGUUGAUUUAUAGUAAAAUUUCUUUUAUCUGUACAGGGUUGGGAUUUUUGAAAAAUAUGAGCAAUGUUUUCACAUAUAGAAUAGAUGUUGUAAGUAGACCUAUUGUAUGUCACUUUAGCUACCUGUAGAGUAUUUAUUUGUAUCAAAAUUUUGUCUGUAAAAUAAAAUAUUUAGUUUA
Molecule: messenger RNA, 8457 nt
Organism: Mercenaria mercenaria
Lineage: Eukaryota; Metazoa; Mollusca; Bivalvia; Venerida; Veneridae
Exons: 12
Coding region: 67-4944 (1625 amino acids)
Source: RefSeq, a predicted model, not a curated record